Messenger RNA from Candoia aspera, 957 nucleotides. Its product is annotated as olfactory receptor 6C74-like. Bases 1 to 957 code for a protein of 318 amino acids. Gene Ontology annotation, biological process: G protein-coupled receptor signaling pathway. The transcript is spliced from 2 exons. Gene Ontology annotation, cellular component: membrane. Lineage: Eukaryota; Metazoa; Chordata; Lepidosauria; Squamata; Candoiidae. Gene Ontology annotation, molecular function: olfactory receptor activity; G protein-coupled receptor activity. The record is from RefSeq and is a predicted model, not a curated record.
AUGAAAAAGAACGAAACGAGAAUCAGUGAGUUCAUACUUCUUGGCUUCACGGAAGUUCUUCGGAGACUGCAGCUCCUGUUCUUCUCCAUCCUUUUUGUUUCCUACAUAUUGACAAUUAUGGGAAAUGCUGUGCUUAUCAUCCUGGCUAAUAUAGACUACCGACUACGCACCCCAAUGUAUUUCUUCCUCUGGAAUUUUUCUAUUUUGGAAAUUGGAUUUACCACUGCUGUCACUCCCCAAACCUUGUCACAUUUACUGAUGGGCAAUAAAAACAUUCCCUAUGUUGGCUGUAUGAUGCAAUCUUUCAUGUAUUUUCAUCCGGGCACCACAGGGUUAUUCCUCUUAGCCGUCAUGUCCUAUGAUCGAUACCUAGCCAUCUGUAGCCCCUUACGCUACCCAUCCAUCAUGAGCAAGCAUUUAUGCACAUCCCUGGUCGUUGGUUGUUGGGUUGGAAGCUUUCUCCUCAUCAUUAGUCCAUUUGUGGUCUUCCUACAGUUCCCCAUGUGUGACUCAAACAUCCUGGACCAUUUCUUCUGUGACAUCACACCGUUGAUCCAACUGCUAUGUGGGGACACCAGAAUUCUUGAAUUUUGGGUGUUUGUCACUGCUGUUCUUUCACUGUUGGGGACUUUGACCAUUUCAGUGGUUUCCUAUAUCAACAUCAUCAAGACGGUCUUGAGGAUCCCCUCUGCUACAGGGAGAAAGAAAGCUUUUUCCACUUGUGCCUCUCACUUCAUUGUUGUCUCCAUCACCUACGGGAGCUGCAUCUUCCUUUAUAUCAACCCAGGCCAGGACAGCAAAAGGGAGUUGGCCAAAAUAGUGGCCAUUCUGAACACGAUUGUUUCCCCUUUGCUCAAUCCUUUCAUUUACAGCUUGAGAAAUAAACAAGUCCAGGAUGCCUUGAAAGAUCUAGUGAGACAGCUUGUAGCCAUCGCUAAAGGUCCAGGGAAAAGCUGA